AUGAAUGAGGCGAAGAAGCCACUGCCGAAGGAUCCAUCCGGCACUCCAUCAUCCGCCCCUACGGUCGCAGAGUUGAAACAGUCCGAUGAGCAACUGAAAACCUCCAAGACGGGAGCGACGCUGGUCGACAAGUCGGAGGCUCUUGAUCAUGCUAGUUUGACUGAAUUGGCCGCUGGUAAGGCGGCCGCGGAUAAUGCCCGGACAACUUCUACGUCGGUCGCGAACAAGAAGGAGGAGGCCAAGAAGCUCACCCUGGGCCAAAAAAUUAAAAAGGAAGUUCAACACUAUUGGGACGGCACCAAGCUGCUGGCCGCAGAAGUCAGUAUCUCGACGAAACUCGCGUUAAAGAUGGCCGCUGGCUACGAGCUCAGCAGACGGGAGCACAGACAGCUUCAAAGAACAGUUCAAGACUUGGCUCGUCUGGUGCCUUUCUCCGUCUUUAUCAUCGUCCCAUUUGCUGAACUUUUGUUACCUGUGGCGUUGAAACUCUUCCCUAACCUUCUUCCGUCCACCUUUGAAGGCCAGAAAUCCCGCGAAGUCAAGGCAGCGCAUUUGAGAGAGACCCGCAAGCAAGUUUCGUCCUUCCUACGGGAUACUCUUCGAGAAACUGGUCUACCUAUUUCGGCGCUUAAUGCGAAGAAAGAGGAAUUCACCGAGUUCUUCCGCAAGGUUCGCACCACCGGGGAGUCGCCUUCGAAAGAGGAUGUGAUCAAAGUGUGCAAGAUUUUCAAGGACGACUUGACUUUGGACAAUCUUUCCAGACCACAGCUCGUCGCCAUGUGCAGGUACAUGAACCUCAACAGUUUCGGAACAGAUGCCAUGCUCCGAUAUCAGAUCCGCCACCGCAUGCGACAGAUCAAACGCGAUGACAAGGCAAUUUCAUUCGAAGGUGUUGACUCACUCUCGGUCCCCGAACUACAGAUGGCGUGUGCUUCUCGUGGCAUCCGAACGCACGGAGUGUCACCAGGAAAGCUGCGGGAAGAUCUUCAGGGAUGGCUCGACCUCCGGUUGAAAUACAAUAUUCCGUCGACUCUCCUGGUCCUUAGCAAUGCCUACAUGUACACCAUUGGCAAGGAUAGCGAGAUUGAUUCACAAAUCGACGCUCUCCAGGCGGUACUAAGCAGCAUUCCCGAGGAGUUGUUCCACGAGAUCGAGCUAGAAGUUCACAACGCUGAAGGCGCCGCAACCAACAAGCAACGUCUCGAGGUUCUAAAGGAGCAGCAAGAACUCAUUGAGGAAGAAAAUGAGCAAGCCAAAUCAACAGAGUCCGCCGAAAGCAAGAGCGCAAGUCAAGGUGUCAAGGACGACAAGGACAUUGACGAGAAGCCAAAGCCCAAAGCCGUUGCUGAAGCGAAGGAAGCGCAGCCUUCCCCAUCCAACGACGCUCAGGAGGCCGAGAAAGAUGCCGCCGAACAAGGAAAGAACGAAGAAAUCAGACAAGAAAAGGAUGUGAAGAAGGACUGA
Capronia epimyces CBS 606.96 is the source of this 1464-nucleotide messenger RNA. RefSeq lists its product as uncharacterized. The record is from RefSeq and is a predicted model, not a curated record. Lineage: Eukaryota; Fungi; Ascomycota; Eurotiomycetes; Chaetothyriales; Herpotrichiellaceae. Gene Ontology annotation, molecular function: ribosome binding. Gene Ontology annotation, biological process: intracellular monoatomic cation homeostasis. The transcript is spliced from 2 exons. Gene Ontology annotation, cellular component: mitochondrial inner membrane. The coding region runs from base 1 to 1464 and encodes 487 amino acids.